This is a messenger RNA of Colias croceus (clouded yellow), 1346 nucleotides long. RefSeq lists its product as uncharacterized. Lineage: Eukaryota; Metazoa; Arthropoda; Insecta; Lepidoptera; Pieridae. The transcript is spliced from 4 exons. Gene Ontology annotation, cellular component: nucleus. The record is from RefSeq and is a predicted model, not a curated record. Bases 483 to 1346 code for a protein of 287 amino acids.
GCCGCUUUCAAUAUUCGAUCGUGAAUCUUAGAUUUCUAUUGAUCCAGAUUUUAUCCGAUCCGUCGAUUGAUGUUGAAUCUGCAUUUCAAUAAGCCGAUCUCGUCUCCAAAUCCAUUAGAAAAAAGGGAUUGGUCAUAAAUUUGCGCCCUCCUUAACGUUUUGUUUUACGCAUUUGCAGUAAAAGAACAUCAGCAAUUGUUAAUGAGUAAAAUGGUGUUUGCUUUCUUAUAGCUAAUCUAUUUUAUGUAUAAUCACAAGAAAUUGCAUACACAGUAAUAAUAAUAAUUGAUUGCAAAGUUGCAGCGGUAAAGUACUAUAACGUUAACGUUAGAUUAGUAACAUACGUUUUGUUGAAGAGGAACGGAACGUCAGUCAAUCGCAAACGUCAGUCAGUCAGUUUGACAUUGGCAAAAUUAACUUAAAUUAUAUUAUUAUAGUCUCAAGUUUGUUUGUUCCUUGGAAAGAAGAAAGUUAAAUAAAAAAUGGAGUCAGAGGCAGAAACUAGUAAAACUAAACCUCUUUCGAAGGAAGAGACGAAAGGGCUGCUCUCCUUAAUUGAGGGGAGCAAGAUAUUGUAUAACAAGAAGACCAAUGCCACCAGUAAUAAAAUGAAGAUAGAAGAAUGGACACGGAUUGCAGGGGUCUUCAAUGCAAAUAUAGGCACCUGUCGCCGUACACCACAACAACUGCGUCUUAAGUGGGAAAACUUGAAAAAGAAUUCGCGAAAGCGCAUUGGUCUCAUGCGGAUGGAACGGAUAAAGACUGGAGGUGGGCCACCAGGGUACUUUCCUCCAGAUGAGAUCCUGGACAGGGUAGCAGCAUUACUGGGCAGCACUGGAGAGGGUCUCACAGUGAGGUUUGGUGGUGAUGCUGAGCCCCAACUUAUUGGUGAUAGUGAUGGUGAUGGGAGUGUUGGGACAGCUUAUAUUGUGCCAGCUGAUCAUCCAAUGCUAUUGAUUGACACUCCAUUGCCUGUGGAAAAUCCUACGCCGUCCAUGGAUUAUACAUCUGUGUCCAUGGGCAAUGAAGUGCCAGCCAAUGGCAUUGGGGAUGAGUUGGUGUCGCUGGGUACGCCCAAUAUCCAUUCCAUUGAAAAAAGGAAUUUCAAAACUAGUGGUGGUGUUAAGCGGAAGCUACUGAAGCCAGACAACGGGUGUCAAGCUCGAAACAAGGCAUUGGCAGAGUAUUAUAACAUUAAAAAACAAAUGUUAGAAACUAAAAUGAGAGAGAAGAAUGAAACUUUAUUAUUACAGAAUAAAAACUUAACGCUAGUAAAUGAAAAAUUAGAGUUAGAAAAUGAAAAAUUAAAAUUAGAAAUAAGGAAGCUGAAGGGUGAGGAUUUUUAA